AUGGAGCAUAAAGAACCAGGGACGGGAGACCUCAGUGUCGACUAUCAGUUGUCAGUAGAGCCUGUGCCAAGACCGUCGUCCGUCCUGGACUACAUAGGCCAAAACCAGCACCCUGAAACCUCGUCAGUGAAUUUGGAAGCAUCCUCCUCGGAUCUCAUCGUGCAAGACGAGAAGGCAAAGGAUAUUAGUGCAUGGAAAUACAGUCGUUUCUCUAUAUUUCAAAAGAAUCUGGCAACAUUCAUUGUCUCAAUGGGUUCUUUUCUCGUUCCUCUUGGCGGGAGUGUGUAUCUCCCAACACUAGCCCUGAUAGAACAAGAUCUCUCAGCCUCGGCCACGCAAGUUAAUAAUACGAUUUUCGUUUACAUGGCUUUUAUCGGCGUCAUCCCACUGUUUACAUCUCCUGCUAGUGACAUUUAUGGCCGACGUGGCAUAUACAUUGUGUCAAUGAUUAUCUUUAUAUCUGCAACUAUCGGAUCAUACUUUGUUCCUUCCAUAUCUGUCCUAUUCUUUCUGAGGGCGCUGCAGGCUAUGGGAAGCAGUGUCUUGCCCAUUGGAAGCGGCACGAUUUCUGACUUGUUUGAUAACUUGCAAAUAACAGCUAUACAUGAACGAGGCCGUGCUAUUGGUUGGGCUUCGCUCGGUACACUGUUGGGUCCUUCAAUUGGACCACUACUUGGAUCUAUAAUCACACAAUUCUCCUCAUGGAGAAACACCUUCCUCCUACUUACCGCUGUAGGAAGUGCUCUAUUAAUCGGAUUCCUCUUCCUGCUACCCGAAACGCUAGUCCCAUACGGCUAUAACCCAGACACAAUGCCAAAGAUUACCACCAUGGCAUUAAUACGGGGCAUACCAGGAGUUCCUAAACGCUCAUAUAACCCAGUUGGAUCACUCGCCUUCCUUCGAUAUCCAUCCAUUUACAUUACACUAUUUGCACGAUGCGUGACGUUUUUGGGUCUAGUAACGAUGACUACCACGUUAUCACGAGAUUUCAUACGGUUGUAUGGAUUCAGUGCUUGUUACAUGGCCAGUGGUGGAGGCCAGCUUCUUGGUUCUCUGUUAGGAGGCUACAAUGUAGACCGUCUAUUAGAAAAGGCUCGCAAGAAGGCAGGAGAACAUACGAAACCUGUGCCUGAAUCUAGAUUACUCAGUGCGCUACAAUUUGGAUGGUUGGCAACGCUGGGUAUGCUAAUGUACGGCUGGGGUAUCCAGUAUGCAGCACAUCCAGUGAUUCCCCUGCUUGGAGGAUUCUUUUUGGGUGUUGCAAUGUCGUUUGUAUUCGGAGGUGUGACCACUUAUGUGGUUGACAUUUUCCCCUUCGCUCCAGCCUCAGUCUUGGCUCCUACAAUGGCCAUACAAUUCAUAAUAAGUGGUAGUGGAUCGGCAUUCGUACAACCAGCUGUAGACUCCAUGGGCUAUGGAUGGCUCUACACACUGCUUGCGUUCUUAGCCCUAGUGGGGCAAGCUUCGCUGACAUGGUUAUACCUAUACGGGGAGAAGAUCGCAUCGCCUGCACUGGCCGCGUUAGGAAUGUUUGAGCCUAGUAAGGGAGCAUACGUUCAAGUUUGGGUUGAUACCAGUCAAGAUCUAUAUCACAACGACUCGUGUGUCGCAACAAACCAAAGAUUGGGCAAGAACAUCUCAGUCUUCCAAUUCGCACAAAACAUUCCAAAAAUCCUCCCAGAUGGAAACAAUACCGAGAUACCAUACCGCUUCAUCGAGGCAACCAACACUGACGCGAUACUAUUUAUAACAAUUUACCCAUUCCUGGUGUCCAUGGAUCAAAUAACGGAAGCUGAUGUACAGAGUCUCGCAUUCCAGAUGGGGUACUAUAAUGCAAUAGGGAGACGAGUGAUGCUGAGGUUAGCGCCAGAAAUGAAUGGCGGAUGGUAUUCAUGGGGACAAAAACCAUCAACAUAUAUCCCAUUCUGGAGACGAAUUUACACCGCCGUAAAAGCCAAAGCUCCCAACGUUGCUUUUGUGUGGAGUCCAAAUGUCAAGGACGGGGAAUUCGCGCAGACCGCUGCUGCAAACAGUACCGAUUUCAAGCUACAAGAUACGAACAACGAUGGAGCAGUUACCAUGGCUGAUGAUCCAUACACACCAUUCUAUCCUGGUGAUCAAUAUGUGGAUUGGGUGGGACUCUCACUCUACUUUUACGGAACGUCGGCACCUUUCGUACACAAUGUGGUCGCACCUUCCGGAUGGUUUGACGGAAGUUUCGAUUCAUUUGGCGCUUUCGAUUUCUACGACACGUUCUGCGUCAAAAGGGAUAAACCUUUCUCGUGUUCAGAAUGCAGUGGGACAUUCUACGCUGACGGGCCGCUACCGUCGCCAUAUGUUGCUGUACCACCUGGUGAUGGGGAGGUUGCCAUCAAACGAUCAUGGUGGAGCCAAACCAUAUUAUCUGCCGCUGCUGCGUCUAAAUACCCAAGAAUCAAGUUAUGGGGAUUGUUUGAAUGGAGAAAGUUUGAGGAUCAGACAUAUCGAGACUUCCAAAUCCUAAACGGUAGCAAUCCCACCCUGGCGGCAUUCAAAGCUGAUUUAGCAUCUACCAGUGUGUCCUUGAUUUGGGCCAACUAUACCGCACCAACAACCACACCGGUUGCUAAUCCGGGGGUUCACCUCGCUACUCUGUAUAGUGAUAGAGCAUUCUUUGGUGCUGCUUCAAAACGAGCUUCUGUUCCUAUAGGCUGGCUCAUAACACUAAUACUCGCUGCUGCCAUUAUUAUGUAA
Synchytrium microbalum is the source of this 2733-nucleotide messenger RNA. RefSeq names its product mannan endo-1,4-beta-mannosidase. Bases 1 to 2733 code for a protein of 910 amino acids. Lineage: Eukaryota; Fungi; Chytridiomycota; Chytridiomycetes; Synchytriales; Synchytriaceae. Gene Ontology annotation, biological process: transmembrane transport. The record is from RefSeq and is a predicted model, not a curated record. The transcript has 17 exons. Gene Ontology annotation, molecular function: transmembrane transporter activity; hydrolase activity, hydrolyzing O-glycosyl compounds. Gene Ontology annotation, cellular component: membrane.